AUGAGGUCUACAUCCACGGUGGUAGCUUUAAUAGCUCUGGGAACUGGUGUCACGAAUGCAACAGUAUCGAGGCCAUAUCCGCCAGCAGACUCCUACCUCCAGACCACGAAUUUCUUGAACCACUCUUCGUACGUUCAGGAUCUGGACGAUCCGCAAUGGUACCUCGACAACAUCCCCUUCAUCGAUGUCCCGGAUCAGUCCAUGUCAGAUGUAUAUUACUACCGCACCAGUGUGAUCAAGCGGCAUUUGAAAUGGGUGGCGGAAGGUCAAGGAUGGGUAUCUACUGAGUUCAUCCAUCCCGUAUCGUGGUCAAGCAAAUUCCAAAGCACUCCAGACAGUGCGCCACACCAUGUCGUGGAGCUCCGCUGGCUUCGAGACCUCAACUAUGUCAAGAAUCACAUCCAGCAGUACACCCGUGGCGGAGUGGAGAAGCUCAGUGGUGUCACGUUCACGCAUUACAUGCAUCAAGCCAUCUACGAGCAUGCGCAAUCGACUGGCGAUAUCGACUUUCUGACCUCUCAACUAGACGGCAUGAUAGCCAUGUACGAACUAUGGGAUAAACUUCGAGAUAACACGACUGGACUCUAUCAUCGUACCCCUUUGCAAGAUGCACAGGAAUACAGUCUCCCCGGCUUCCUUGUCGGUGGGCCCAGUGGCGGAGCAAUGCAUGAGUGGGAUGACUUUGGCCUUAGUGCCAGCCAGGGCGGUGGCAACAACUAUGGUCUCAUCUGGUCCGGACCCGAGACCUACCGACCUAGUAUGAAUGCUUAUAUGGUGGCGGGUGCUAGGGUUAUUGGCCAGAUUGCUGCUAUGGUGGGCAAUAAUUCACUAUCGCAUACCUGGUCGCAGUAUGCUGGUGAUUUGCAGACGAAGAUGGAGAAUAUGCUCUAUAGCCAAGAGCUGAAUUUCUGGAUUGAUGUUGUGGAGCACACGAAUCUUCGAUGUGAGGGUCGGGAGCUGAUUGGAACCUAUCCGUAUCGAUUCGGUAUUGGAAUGAACGAGACAUAUAUUCGUGGGUUGGAAGCUAGUUUGACGCAAGAAGGCUUCUUAAGCGAGUUUGGACCUACGACAUUAGAGCAGACCAACUCAUACUUCACUGCGCUGAAGAACACAACGUAUUGUUGCGUCUGGAACGGGCAGAGCUGGCCAUUCUCAACUUCCGUCUACCUCGACACCUUGGCUCGGAUCGCUCGCAAUGGCCUGAGCAGUAUCAUCACACCGGCUUUCUUCAACCAGGAGAUGACGAAGUACACGCUCACAAACUACAAAGACGGUGUACCAUACACAGCAGAAUCGCACUACCCAUCCGUCGACGGCUGGAGUGGAGAUACUGGAAACCAUAGCGAGCACUACUUGCACUCAACAUAUCUCAACAACAUCUUCACGGACUUCUUCGGCAUCGUACCCGACUUUGGCGAUACGUUAGUCCUUCAGCCGCUGGUUCCGAGCAACUGGUCGCACUUCGCCAUCGAGAAUCUUCCAUACCAUGGAUCCCUGCUGUCCUUUGUAUGGGACCAAGAUGGUUCGCACUACAAGACGGGCACCUACGGCAACUCCUCUGCAGGAUUCAGUAUCUUCUCGAACGGCACACUCUUCCACCACCAACCCACUCUUUGCGCCGUAAACGUCACACUACCCUUCAACACAACCCAAGCCGCUGCAACACUUGCCUCGCAACCAGAAUGGCAGAACAUCGUUGCGAAUCCCAAUUCUCCCUACAACCUCCCCCGAAUCACAGCAACCGACUGCCUCAACCUCAACGGCGACUUCUGCGCCUUCCCAGCCUGGAAAAUGAACGAUGGUCUGCUGUGGUACGAUACCACACCAGAUAACCGCUGGACAAACAACCAGUCGCAAUACCCGUACGGCACAAUCAACAUUACUCUCCCACGACCGCGGAAAAUGAACGCCAUCAGCUUGGCCAUCUUCGACGAUACUGACCGUGGGGGUGUCGCAGCGUGUCCUGCAGGGGUGAAAGUGGUGAAUGGGAAAGGAGAAGUGGUGGCGUAUAAGAACCCUUGGACAGAUUGUGUGGGAAAUGCAUUGAAUACCAUCUCCUUUGCUGCACCGAUGGCCAACGGCACGAAUACGACUACGCCGGAUACGGGUUACACUGUUGAGACGGGAUUCUUACAGGUCGUGCUGAGUGAUAAGUUGCGGUAUACGACCGCCGUGACAGAGAUACAGAUCUGGGUCCCGCCGAACACGGGUCCGAGGUACGAGGCCGAGGAUGGUGUGAUAGGGACGUUCAUCGGGUCUUACGAGGGCAAGGCGACGGGUCUGAAUGGCACGAUUGAGAAUGGCGGUGUUACUUUGCAUGCGGGGGCUUGGGUGGAGUUGUCUGAUGUUCGGCGGGCGGAUGGUGGGGCUGGGAAGGCACAGUUGACUAUCAUUGGGGGUGGGAAUGGGACGGUGGAGGUCCAGAUGAAUUGGUUAACGAACACGACUGUUUCGUUUCAAGGGCCGGCGAACAAGACGAUUGAGGUUGAGAUGUGGCGGGGUGGGAACUGGGUGGAUCUUUUGCAGACGAGUGGGACGCCGUUCGUUGAUGCUGUUGUUGUGUCUGAUGGGUAG
Molecule: messenger RNA, 2574 nt
Organism: Recurvomyces mirabilis
Lineage: Eukaryota; Fungi; Ascomycota; Dothideomycetes; Mycosphaerellales; Teratosphaeriaceae
Exons: 3
Coding region: 1-2574 (857 amino acids)
Biological process (GO): carbohydrate metabolic process
Source: RefSeq, a predicted model, not a curated record